Messenger RNA from Hylaeus anthracinus, 1484 nucleotides. Its product is annotated as spermatogenesis-defective protein 39 homolog. The coding region runs from base 156 to 1421 and encodes 421 amino acids. Gene Ontology annotation, cellular component: cytoplasm. Gene Ontology annotation, biological process: intracellular protein transport; vacuolar transport. The record is from RefSeq and is a predicted model, not a curated record. Lineage: Eukaryota; Metazoa; Arthropoda; Insecta; Hymenoptera; Colletidae. The transcript is spliced from 9 exons.
GUCCAUCAAUCGCGUACUCUAACCUUCUGUGAUCGCAUGUCGAGUAAGGCUCGACAAAUUGUAAAAAUUCUAUUCGAUCGAAACAAUAUUCAUUAUUUGAAGAUCUCGUAUAAUAAAUGCAUAAGUGAAUUAAUCAUUUGUACAGUAUUAUAAGUAUGAACUCUGCUAAAGAUGACGAGGAUUUUUGGUACAGCAGUGAAAAACGAUCAUUCUGUUUUGAAAAUAACGAGGUGGACCAAUUGUUUGGAGUGUCAAAGACUGAUACGGAUAAACUAUGGGCUGGUAUUUCCAAUGCUUCAACAUCGGAGGCAGCAUUAAAAACUGCAGAUGAUUAUCAACCAUUGAAGCCUGUGCUGUCCGUUAUAUCGGAGAAAACACUUUCCUGCAUUCUGGCAAUGGAUAAAUUACAAAAUCUUCAAUCGGAAACAACAGGUAUGCAGUCAGAUAUAACUCUUAGAAAGAUUUUACUCGGUCAGCCAUAUUCACUAGAACAAUAUAAAUCGCUUGCCUCUAAAACUGGCUUAUUGGAUGCUGCUAUAACAAGUGGAGAUGGAAACGCAAUUUUGAUAAUUAUUCUAUAUCUUACAAAAACUCUUAAAAGAUCUUUGGUACAAAGAAUAUUAGCUGAAAAACCAGAUGCUGUACAUGUAUAUAUACGAUAUCUUUCAACGAGAUUACAGAUGAAUGAAAUUACCGAUAUUUUAACAAUGCUAGGACAAUCUAUGGAUGCUGCGAUGAAAACUUUACAUAUUAUUAUGAAAAAUACUCGAGAUCCUGAUAGACUGUUGAAUAAACUUCGAAAUAGUUAUAAAACACAAUUUUCAACGUUAACUGAUUGUAAUGAAGCUUCGUUUGUUCGUUCCUACAUAAAACUACUUGAAUGGCAAAUGGCAACAAAAAUAGAUGGCAAUGAACAAAUAGAAUUAAAUUCCUCCGUUCUCGAUUGUUUGCGACACGCGUGCAAAAGUCAUUGGAAUUUACAAGAAGGAUCUUUAAUGUCUCCUACAACAUUAUCUCAGCAACAUAAUAUAUCUCCUAGACAGUACCAGAAAGUUGCGUUAGAAGUUAGAGCAUCGGUCGGUGAAUGGGAUGACGUUGAUCGAUUACUUCUUACAAAGGGCUGGCUAGGAAGUAAAAAGUUGCAAAUUCAUCUACCCAUCGAAGAUGUAUUAAAAAUAUUGCACAAAAAUGACGCACCGUCCGAUAUUCUUGAAAGGUAUUUAAAAUUUAUUGACAAUACAGAAAGACGAUUAGAAUUGGCGAAACUCAUGCAUUGCUUUAGAAUAGCCAUUGAUAUUCUCGUACAGCAAGCAGAUCGUGCUGCGUUAAUAGAGUAUAAAACUAAAUUGCAACAACAAUCAGAGGAAUAUUUCUAUGCGGAAAGUGCAUUGCGUUUACCAUCAGUCAAAUGGAGAAAUUAAAAUUAAUUUUAUAGAUUGUAUUAUUUUUAAAUAUUUAUUAUGUAUAAAGAAUAAUAGUACAUU